Porites lobata is the source of this 1811-nucleotide messenger RNA. The record is from the annotation of a GenBank genome assembly. NCBI's taxonomy places the organism in Eukaryota, Metazoa, Cnidaria, Anthozoa, Scleractinia, Poritidae.
GGUGACCCCUGUAGCGAUAAUAAUUACAGACAUCUUAGUGAAAGCGAUCGCACAGUGAGUUCUAGGACAAGUGAUAUUAAAUGUGACGCUGGCGACCUUGACGGUGGGUGGGAAUCUUGGUACAGAGUGUCAGGAGGUGCUGGAAAUGCUUUGGCAGCUGUAACAGCCCCUGCAAAGGGCUAUUGUGGAACAAAAGUCCAAGUUUAUCUCGCUCAAAGUCACCCUAUCCCAAGCGAAGGCAUUGUCCAAAGGAAAGUAUGCGGCCAUACAGGGGCUAAUACCUGCAAUAAUCCCCAAUCCAUAGAUGUUGUUAACUGCGGUGCUUUUUACUUGUACAAGCUUGUUAAAUUCAGGGACUGUAACGGCAACGGUAAUGGAUGGCGUUAUUGUACCAACGGGGUACAAGGUAAGUAAGUAGGUAAUUAAUUUAAUUCAUUUCUUGGUUAAUUAAUUAAUCGAGUGAGUAAGUAAGUAAGAAAAUUAAUGGGUGAGUGGGUGAUUAAGUGAGUAAGUUAUUAAGUGAGUGAGUGAGUGAGUAAGUAAGUAACAAUAACAGUAAUAAAGAGGUAUCAGUCUGUUUACAAUAAAGGUCUUUAGUAUGCAAUAAGGUAAAAAUAACGUCUAAGUAUAAUGAUUCACGCAAAAUUAAAUAAUCAAACGUUUUCUAUCAAGUUACAUUUUCAGUAAUUUUUUUGUAUUUUUUAACAUAAGAUUAUAUAUUUGGCUACUAAAUUUUAUCAGCUUCUGCACUCUAAUUUUCGAAAGCUGUCUUUCUCAGAGAUAUCAAGCAGUCCGUAUAAACUCUGUUUUAUCUAAUAAAUUACCAGCAGCGCUUACCAUUUGCACGGAAAUUUCGGUAAAAAAGUUCCGUCAAAUGAUACUGUUUUUUUUUUUUUUGGCACCGAAAACAGGAACGGGAUUGAGUUGUACCAUGUACCAUUUACAAAAGACCGGUAAAUUUUUUACUUUCUCUCGACAUGAUGCCUGGCUCUGGUAAUCCAAACAGAUGGUGCAGAAAAUUUAAUUUCGGUCGUUUCGGUAAGAACGGGAAAAAGGUAAUACCUCGAAAGGUAUUACUUCUUUCCGGACAAUUUCCAACGGGAUGAAAAGUUUCAUUUGAAUUCUCCCCGGAAAUUCCGGGUUUUCCAUACAAAUGGUAAGCGCUCCUGAGUAGUCAGUGGUAUACCGUAGUGAGGCGUUCUGGCAGCAUUAAUUACUAUUCAGUAUUUAUGUAAAUGACCUACCAAAUAUUUAUCAACAUUACUCGACCGAGUGCUACAUGGAUGACACCAAGCUUCUCCUGUCUUUUACUGUGAAUUACUCUACUCUUGCUAGAGUGCUAGAGAAGGUGUUAAUUCCGAUUUACAACGGAUACGCAGCUGGUGUUUCGAUAAUUGCUUGGUGCUUAAUCCCGAUAAGACGAGACUGAUUGCUUUUAAAAACGAUUUUCAAGGGCCUCUAUACUAUAAAUAAGCCCGGAAAACCCGAAUGAAUUGUAGAAUACAAGUUUAUUGUUUGAUUUAAAUUAUAAAUUUAUUAAUGGGAGCUUCGCUUUUAGCCCUGGCUAAAUCUAUAUGUUAAUAAAUUAGCCGGGGGAUUUAAACCUAUUAGAAAACGAGAAAUACUUUAAAUGAAUAAUAACACGAAAAAACUGUGGAUGUUAUAUGGAUGUUAUAAUAAUAGAAUAGUUAUAAACUUCCGUUUUUUUUCCUUUAGAUGACAAAUGUGCUGGUGCUAAUUGUCCCGAUGGUCAAACCUGUUAUCUGGCAGACAACGGCAAUGGUUAUGAAUGUACAGAUGGUAGGGAAUAA